Messenger RNA from Cyprinus carpio (common carp), 4561 nucleotides. RefSeq names its product rho guanine nucleotide exchange factor 2-like. Gene Ontology annotation, cellular component: ruffle membrane; cytoskeleton. Lineage: Eukaryota; Metazoa; Chordata; Actinopteri; Cypriniformes; Cyprinidae. Gene Ontology annotation, biological process: actin filament organization; regulation of Rho protein signal transduction; positive regulation of neuron differentiation. The record is from RefSeq and is a predicted model, not a curated record. Gene Ontology annotation, molecular function: microtubule binding; guanyl-nucleotide exchange factor activity.
GGUGUAGAGUAGUUCGGCGGGAUCAAAGUAAAUGGAGCUCAUACUGCUGUCUUGUAUGUUGAAGGUCUGGUCUUCUGUCAGCAAACACCAUGGGACACAAGGGUGAGUCAAUAUAACAGCAGGUUUAUUGAAGUAAUGUGUCCUUUCCUUUCUUUUAGGGGGAAUGCCAGGAACAGAGGAUCAGUGGAGUGCUAUAGAACUUGUUAGCAGAUCGCUGGAGUACGUGGAGAUGAGUAAACAGAGAGUUGAGUCAGACACGAGGAGAACACAAGGGAAUGCUCAAGAAGACAGAUGAUGGAUGAAGAGACGAGGAGAUAUGCUGCAGAAUAGGACAGUGGAGUAUCUUGGAGCACAAUAAGGAAUACACAAGAUGAAUCAUUGGAACAAAGAGAAAGAGCGGAAGGCACGGGAGAAAGAGACAAAGGAGCGUGAGUCGCGUUACAGCAAUGGUCACCUGUUUACCUCCCUCAGUGUUUCUGCCACCACACUCUGCUCGGCAUGCAACAAGAGCAUCACUGCAAAAGAAGCCCUCAGCUGCCCCACUUGCAAUGUGACCAUUCACAACCGCUGUCGUGACACACUGGCCAACUGCGCCAAAAUGAAACAGAAGCAACAAAGGCUGGCUCUGGUCAGGAACGCCGCAACUUUACCUAAUGUGGCCCUCCGCAGCAAAAAUCCAAUACUGAAGGAGAGGCCGAGUUCAGCCAUUUACCCAUCAGAGACACUGAGACAGUCUUUCCUCGGUUCCCGCAAAGGACGCUCCACACUGUCACUCAACAAGAGUGUUUCCACCAAUAACAUUGCAGGAAGUCUAAAUGAUGACUCUCCUGUUGGACUGAGGCGGAUUCUGUCUCACUCCACAGACUCUCUGAACUUCAGGAACAGAGCCAUGUCCAUAGAAUCCCUUAACGAUGAAGGAGAAAUGUAUUAUGCAUCAAUGUUGGAAGAACUGGAGAAGGAUGGGAAGGAUUUUGAGGCAGAUUCCUGGAGUCUGGCUGUGGACACUUCUUAUCUACAGUCUCAACGCAAAGACAUCAUCAAGAGACAAGACGUCAUAUAUGAGCUGAUUCAGACAGAGCUGAACCACAUGCGUACGCUGCGGAUCAUGGAGGGGGUGUUUCGCAGAGGAAUGCUGGAAGAGGUGUUGAUGGAGUUGGGUGUGGUUCACGCCAUCUUUCCGUGCUUAGAUCAGCUGCUGUCUAUUCACUCCAAUUUCCUGAGCCAACUACUGCAGAGAAGAAACAAUAGCCUGGCACCCAGCAGCACCCGGAACUUUACCAUUCAAAAGCUGGGGGAUAUUCUGGUGGAGCAGUUCUCAGGUAAGAAUGCAGAAGAGAUGAGGAAAUGCUAUGUUGAAUUCUGCAGUCGACACCUGAAAGCUGUGAAACUCUAUAAGGAGCUGCUGGCCCGCGAUAAGAGGUUCCAGCAGUUCAUACGGCGGGUAAGCAGAGGUUCUUUACUGCGUCGCCAUGGUGUCCAAGAGUGCAUCUUACUCGUCACUCAACGCAUCACGAAAUACCCUGUACUUAUCAAGCGCAUACUAGACAACACUAAAGGUAAUGAAGAAGAGAGUAAAUCUCUGGCUGACUCUCUGACGCUGAUCCGGGAGCUGCUGUGUUCCGUGGACCAGCAGGUUCAAGAGUUAGAGCGAGCACAGCGUUUGCAGGAGAUCCAGUCUCGUCUGGACCCACGAGCUGAGACGAAAGUUAAGGGUGGAGGAGUGUUUGGUGGAGGAGAGCUGCUGCGCCGUAGACUCAUUCACGAGGGAGCACUGCUCUGGAAGACUGCUCAAGGCUCCAGACUCAAAGAUGUGCACGUUUUGUUGAUGACAGACAUCCUGGUGUUCAUGCAGGAAAAAGACCAGAAGUAUAUUUUUCCCUGUCUGGACAAACCGGCAGUAUUGUGCCUUCAGAAUUUGAUUGUGAGAGAUAUAGCCAAUCAGCAACGAGGAAUGUUCCUCAUCAGUCACUCCACACCUCCAGAGAUGUACGAGCUCCACGCUGCCUCCAAAGACGACAGAAACAGUUGGAUGAAACUCAUUCAGCAGACAGUGAGCAACUGUCCAUCAAGAGAGGAUUUCCCUCUGAUUGAAACUGAGGACAAAGCUUUGCUACGGCGACUGAGAGCUGAUAUCCAGCAGAAGGAUCGUGAAGUUUUGGAGCUGUUACAGGAGCGUGUGACAUUGUUCUCUGAUUUGGCCGAGGCCAGCGGAGGUCAGAAUGUUAACGUUCCCACUAACUCCAGAAAUAUAUUCAGAGCAGAUACGCCCUACGCUCCCCAGGCGGAAAAGCUACUGAAUGACGCCAUUGUUGAGGUGGACAGACUGAGUGAAGUGCUGUUGGGUUCCUGCAUUGAGCGUUCACAGGCCUUCAGAUUGAACGGUGAAUCGACAGAGGUACAAUUCACCUCUAAAACAACAGAUAAAGGAACGAUAUCAGUUAACGGAACCCAUGAAAUAAACAGUCCAUCUAACAAGGACAGGAAUGGGAACCAGCUGCAGGACAAGUUGCUGAAUGAGGAGGUGUGCCAGAGACUUGUGAACCUCAGUACUCAGCUUCAUGCAGUACAGGCUGCAGUGAUCAAGCAGGACUCAAUCCUGGAGGUGUACAUGCAGAAGGACUUGUGUCCCACUACAACAGUAGUGCUCGAGGCAGGUAGUCCAGAGGGCACGCACGGAGAUCUGGCAGAGCUACAGCGCAAAUACAACCUGCUGCAGGGAGAAGUGAUCCGACUACAGGCCGCCCAGGACAAGACGGGCGAUAGAGCACCUAUUCAGCUUGAAAAACAACUCCAAGAGCUGCGGCUUAAAGACACAGUGGAAACACGUGACACAUUGAUCUCACAGGAAACAGCAGUUCAGGUGGAUGGCGUGCAAGAGGACGGCAAGAUGGCGAUAUUUCCUCGAGCUGAGAGUCCCAGAGAUCUGCAGGAUAUUCCAGAGGAGAGUGAGUGUGGGACUGAAGCUCACAGUUAACAUCAGCUCAACUGGAAGAUCAGUUUACACAACGUUUUCAGCCAAAACCAGGAAACCUUUUUUAUGCGUUUUGCCUGUUCGUUUACACGACAACGUCGUUUUGGGGACUGAAAAUGCAUAUUUUUGAAAACGGGUUUCAAAGUGCAAGUUUUUGAAAACGCCACCGUUAUCGUUUCCGUGUAAACACCCAAUACGGGAAUCUUCGAAAACGUCCUGCACGUGAGUAGUAUGUGUUAGGCAUGUAGACAUGCGCAGUAUGUGUCGAUUUUAAAGGCAAGCGUGAACAAACAUACACAACAAUGGUGGAGUACAUGGUACUGUUGUUGCUGUUUUAGAGUUUGCUAAUGCUUCUUCAGCAAAAUGUGGAUUUACUUCACCAAUAUUACAAUCAACAGCGGAGACGCAUCAUAUAUAUCAUAUAAUCGUCACUUUCCUGGUACUCUUUAUUAACAAGGUGACAGCGCCAACUACUGGUCUGGCAAACGUAAUACAGCGUUUUUGGCCGUUUUCGCGGAUAUGUGAAAACGUGAAUUGUUUUGAAAAUAUUAUGUAUACGUGAAACUUUUUAAAAACGCAAGGGAAAAACGUUUCAGUUUUUGUCUACAUCGUUGUCGUGUAAACAUAGCCUUAACCUCCUCCAAAACUCUAGAAAAUCACCUCAGCAGUCAGCUAUGACUCAAGGCCUGUUCACACCACGCCAAAAACAUGCUGGAAAUGUGACAAAUGUUUUUUUUUUUUAUGAAUAGGGAAUGUAAUUCUCUUUUCUGUCUAACUGCACAUAAUGCUGGUGGUGCUCAUGAACAGACUAUUUUGUUAAACAACAGUGAAUAGCAGAGGAAGAAGUCUGAAUCUUUUCUCUGGUGUUGCUUGAUAAACACCAUAGUGAGGGCUGUUUGAAAACAUGUAAAUACUGUUUUGACUCCUUUCCUUCUCUGUAAAAAAACGGGUGUCUCAAACCACACAACACGUUGUGUACUGGAGUAACCAGGGUAAUUCUGCUUUUUCUAUAAGCACCUCCUUCUCUCAGAGAGUGAUUUAGUAUUUUCGUUCAGCCCUGCCUUUUUUACACAUCGGUUUGAACAGACAAAAUGCAAACAUUUGACCAAAUUUGUGUUAGUGUGAACAGGCCUUUAUUCUGUAGAAUAAUGUUGUUGCAUUUUAUAUUAAACAUAGUAUAGAACAAUUAAGUCUUUUUAUCAAAAUUUUCAAUGUUUUUGCAAACAUUGUCUACAUUAUUUUACAGUUGUUAUUUAAAUGGUUAAUGGUGUAUUUUUUUAAUGAAAGGACUAAAUACUGAAACAUUAGAAUAUAUUCUGUGCUUGUGCUGACUUCCAGUUUUAAUAUAUUGAUUGUCAAUUUUAGCUGUAUUGUCCAUUGUUAUAUUAUUGGAAGGAUGUCUCAUUGGACAUGAUUUUCUUCUGCUGAAAAUAAGUGAUAUUAUGGUAAAAAUUAAAUGUAUGAAAUGUAGCACAUUGAAUGCCCUGCUCAUUUGGCAGCAGCUUAAAAAAGUUUGAAUGCAGUUGUAACUACAGUUUGCCUCCUAUAAAUGAUAAUAAAUGUUAUGAACAGUGGAGGGUUUUUCUUACU